This is a messenger RNA of Loa loa (African eye worm), 1106 nucleotides long. RefSeq lists its product as hypothetical. The transcript is spliced from 7 exons. The record is from RefSeq and is a predicted model, not a curated record. The coding region runs from base 1 to 747 and encodes 248 amino acids. Lineage: Eukaryota; Metazoa; Nematoda; Chromadorea; Rhabditida; Onchocercidae.
AUGGAAUUCGAAUCCAGCCGAGAUUCGACAAUUGCAAUAAAGAUCAAACAGCUUGCAACGAAUGUCUAUGAAUUUGCGGUGGAAACAGAAGGUAUAACUGAGACGAUGAUGGGAGAGGAAGAGAAAUUAUCACCACGUGUUUAUCGUCGAAUGGAAGACAGGAAAGCUUGGGAUGCAUAUUGGCAGUUGCGAAAACUCGAAAGUGAGGGAAGCUAUUACAUCCGGCUUUUGUAUUAUGUCCAUAAAGCGGUGGAUACGCCGGUUACAUGGUUCAGAGAGAAGAUCGUGGAGCCGUUGAAUGACAAGUAUCGUUCACCAUACUAUCACCGUAAGUUGAAUCGGGUUCCGGGAAUUGAUGAGUGUGCUGUGGAUGAUUUGUCAUGUUUUUAUGAGGCCAAUACACAAUUCCGACUUGACAAGUUGGUGGACCAGAACAUCCUGGAUAUUCUUCGCCUGCGACUUUCCAGAUGUAUGGAUUACAAUGCUCCGAAUUUCGUUCCGUGUGCAAAGUUGAUAGAUGAUGUGGAGGAGAACGAGUUAAAUUUCUUCAUAAAAUAUGGUGAAAUCGGGCAGGAAGGUGAUGUUCGAGAUGCCUACAUGAAACAGAAACAUCGAAUGAUUUGGGAGAGACGACAUCCGGAAAUAAUGAAAGCACGCGCAGAAGCGUGCGAAGAACACAAAAGACGAGUUGCAAAUGGUGAGUUUGAUUAUUCCUUCUGGAAAAAAAGGCUUCUGGCACAGCGAUAAGAGCAGAAUGGAGAUGCCGAAUGUUGUCCAUCACAGCAAACCAAGCAUUGAGGGUGACAAACCAUUAUCGUUUGACUGGCAGUUCUACAAGAAAGCUAAAGAUGAUCCGGAAUUCCUAAAAGAGGAAAAGAAGAAGCAAAGUAAAGCAACAAUGUUUGGUCCAUGGUAGUAUUGAGGUGAACUGUUUAUCAGUUACAUAUUAGCGCCAGUCUGGGUUUUCUCAGUGCUUACUUCAUUCUGCUGCUUUUAAAAUGCUUGCCUGGUAUGGUAAUGCUAAAACCGUAUCUCCGGAAUCUUUUGUAGUCUAGGAAAUGCUGUCUGUAUAUUUUGGGACUUUAGGAUAUAAAAUACCAAAUGUG